AUGAAUACGAAUAAUGGGUACCCCUACGGGCAGCCCUACAACGCCAAUGGUGGUCAGCCUCAAGACAACCCACAAUACCAGUACCAAUACCAAUACCCAUACCAGUACCCAUACCAAUAUCCAUACCAAUACCAAUAUCCAUAUCAAGGUUACUAUGGAACUGUACCAAAUGAAGGCUAUUAUCAGCAGCCGUACUACCAUUAUAAUCCUUAUGGGUACCAGUAUAACGGGUCUUAUGUUCAAGGCAUGCCGUUUAUGCCACAGUACUACAACAACGGAUACUAUGAGUACGGCCCAACCCAUAAUACUUAUAACGGCCAGACGUUUAAUGGUGGUGUUCAGAUAUUUGGCUUCUAUGACCCUGAAACAGGGGAUGUUAGGGAAUACCAUGUCUAUGGAACUAAUGCUGGCUAUGAAGUUCCUCAGAAUGAUCAGGACUUCAACAGAAAUACCUACCCAGGACAUUUGCAGCCAGAUGCCAAUCCAGAGUAUUACAACAGGCCUAACGACGCCCACCAGAAUACUUUUAAUGGAACCAGCAAUAACAGGCCUAACCAAGACCCUUCCAUCCAAGGCAACUUCCAUCCACUGAGGACGUCACAAACAAACCGCCGAGUGGGUAACAAGACCAUUCCAGCAUCCCUAGCAAACCUCUUCAAGCCCCAGUUUAAACCUCUUCCACAUAUACUAUUGGCUCAUUCCCUGGCGUUCUUUCCACGAACCUACACUGAUGAAGAAGCCCAGGAGCUUGUUCCUCAUAAACCAGCCAACUGGAUCUACGACUUAAUAGAAAGAUGCAAAAAGGAAAAGCAAGCUAAAGAAAGCCAGGUCUGUUCGUGUCCUUCUCCGCAUGUCAUAAUUGGGUUCCCACCAUAUGCAACCACCAGAAGCCAUCCUAGUGAGUACUUGACUUGCUACACAGCCUGGGAUGAUCCACACCGGAUGGUGGACGAGCUUCUCGAGUCAGUUGCUUCCUCUAGCGACCAGGAGAGUUCGGAAAAAUCAAGCAGAAAGACCAGAUCGACGCUGCCGUCCCUAGAACGCUCUAAAGCGGCAUCUCCACUCAGUGACCUCAUACCAUUUAACCCGUCAGACUGGUAA
This is a messenger RNA of Candidozyma haemuli, 1101 nucleotides long. RefSeq lists its product as uncharacterized. NCBI's taxonomy places the organism in Eukaryota, Fungi, Ascomycota, Pichiomycetes, Serinales, Metschnikowiaceae. The transcript has a single exon. The coding region runs from base 1 to 1101 and encodes 366 amino acids. The record is from RefSeq and is a predicted model, not a curated record.